AGAUUUUAUCAAGUACAUAUGCCGCAGUUUUUCGUAAAUUUAUUCGAACAGAGUUUUAAAACAUAUAUCAGUUGAUUAGUAGCUCCAAACCUAACCCUUCCCAGAGGUUAUGCCCAUUUCCAUGUUGGUAUCACUAUUAUCGUAGUUUCUAUGACUAGUUUGGGUGUAUGGCAGCUUCAGUCAAUAAUACUACGUUACAGCGAGACUGGACAUAGCAGCCGUGGUCUGCGCUUCUAUCUGCAUCAUUUGUUGGACACGUUCCAACUCAGAAAUCCUCAAAUAGAUGUAACCGUGCAACAUGAACAAUAUGAACUCCCAUCGGCGAUAUUUAAGUAUAGAGAUGGGUCAAAAUAUGAGAUAAGCCUAAAGGAUCUAGAAGCGAGACACAUUGAAGAAAUAAUGCAGUUGCAUAGAAACUCGUGCGGUAGUAUGGAAUAUAUGAAACAUGGAAGAUCUAAAGUAUGGACAACUAAUAGAUCGAUACAGGGGCUCUGGCGACCAAGUCUAGACAGCCAAACUAAUGCAUUAUCAUGGUUUAAAAAAAGGGAUUCAGGUGGUCGCAAACUCACACAUAAAUCACUUCCAAAAUACUCUUCCAAGUCGAUGAACCUUUGCUGUGAAUCAGUAAAGGGUAAUGGUCGUUGGGGUGAUGAAUCAAUUUUCCCUAAGGGAUGGGACCAACAUUAUCUCAAACAAAUAUUUUGUAAUCCAUUCUUGGAUGAAAAGCUAAACACGAUGCGCUUUGAUAGAAAGAAAUCCACUAAUUUGUCACAGUGAAU
Theileria equi strain WA is the source of this 779-nucleotide messenger RNA. RefSeq lists its product as hypothetical. Gene Ontology annotation, molecular function: structural constituent of ribosome. The transcript is spliced from 3 exons. Gene Ontology annotation, cellular component: mitochondrial large ribosomal subunit. Gene Ontology annotation, biological process: mitochondrial translation. NCBI's taxonomy places the organism in Eukaryota, Apicomplexa, Aconoidasida, Piroplasmida, Theileriidae. The coding region runs from base 151 to 777 and encodes 208 amino acids. The record is from RefSeq and is a predicted model, not a curated record.